Molecule: messenger RNA, 1379 nt
Organism: Lathyrus oleraceus (garden pea)
Lineage: Eukaryota; Viridiplantae; Streptophyta; Magnoliopsida; Fabales; Fabaceae
Product: zinc finger protein 4
Exons: 2
Coding region: 368-1015 (215 amino acids)
Biological process (GO): negative regulation of abscisic acid-activated signaling pathway
Source: RefSeq, a predicted model, not a curated record
CGUUGUUGUUUCAUUCAUCUCAAUAUGUUUUGUUGUCUUGUGCUAUGUAAUUAUGUUAUCUGACAACCCUACCAAUACCAUCUCUCUUCUCUCCUUUCCCAUAACUCUCUUUCUUUUUCUUCUCUAAUCUUAUCAUCUCCUUUUUAAGUAUCGCCUUACUCAUUCAUUCAUUCAUUCUCCUCUUUUUCAUACAAAAGCCUUUCCACCUUUUGUCUUUGCUUCUUCUCAAUCACACUACUACUUGCCUUCCCUUUAUAUUAUAUCCCUCCACAAUCCUCCUACUAUGCUAAUUGCUUAUGUGACAGUAUCAUCAUGAUAAGCUAGUCAAAGUGUAGAAGAAGUUAUAGCUCUUAGAAGAUUCAUAUAAAUGAUGACUCCAAACUUAAACUUGGAACCCGAAAAUCCUUCCGAAGCGCCUCGCGAUCUUGGCUCCAUGACGCUUGACUUGACACUCAAUAUCAGUUCGAGUGAUGGCGAGUUUAAGGCUUCAAGUGAUGCUAGCAGUGAAGUGGGAGCUACUGCUGAAGCUCAUGCUUCGCCGCCAUCGGUAACUCCAAGGGUUUUCUCUUGUAAUUACUGCAGGAGGAAAUUCUUUAGCUCGCAAGCGUUAGGAGGUCAUCAGAAUGCUCACAAACGGGAGAGGACGAUGGCUAAACGUGCAAUGAGAAUGGGAAUGUUCACCGACAGGUACACAAGCCUAGCAUCACUACCUCUUCAUGGUUCGCCUUUUCGGUCCCUUGGCGUUGAAGCUCAUGGUGCAAUGCAUCAAAGAGCACAUAUGCAACCGAUUUCAUCAGCAAGGGCUCCUGAUAUGAGAGCUGCUGCGAAAUUCAAUAGAAACCAUUUCGGAUCAGUUGUUUUUGCGGAAGAUGACGAUGUAGGUUUCUUUUGGCCGGGAAGUUUCAGACAGGUGGAUCAGGGAGGUGGUAUCGUUGUUGGAAAUUCUAGUUUUGCUCCAAUGGCACCUCCUCCACCACAAGCAUCUACAUCUCCUGAUCUCACUUUGAAGCUAUAAGAUUCAAGAGAUGAUACAAGCCUUUUGGUAAGGUGUUAGUUCAGUAGUAGUAAGAGUUCGACCGUAUAAUGUCAAGGAUCGAAGAAGUACAGCUUUUCUCGGGAACAAUUGUAAAAUAGUCAUUAGAUAAACCCUUCACAAAAUAAUGAGCUAGUGAUUGUAAGAACAUGUGGAUUCAUUGUUUAACAUUAGGCCAAAAAUUAUCAAUCACUCAUUCAUUAUUAUUGUUAUUUUUGGUGAGGGGUUUAUCAUGACUUUAUGCAGGUUCUGUCAUGUAACUUUUUUAUUUUAGAUUAUUUUGUCUUUGAUCUCAUUCUAUUAAGACCUGAAAUUAUUAAGUAAUGUAGCUUGCAUUUUAUGUGUA